CACCAAAGUGGGCGGGAGGCUUUCCUCUUCUGAGUAUCGGGACAAUUACUCACAGACUCCUGAGAAAGUGGCUGGGAUGUAGGCAGAGGUUGGAUGGAAGCGAGCAACAGAAGCAGGGUCCUUGUGAGAGGAAGGGAGAAAAGAGAAGAAAGGAAUGAUGGUGGAAUGGAAGAGAGAACAACUGCUGGAUGUGGGAUCAGAGAGCUAGGUCAAUGGGAGACCAGAGGAGUGUGGGUGAGAAGCAAUAGGGCAGAGAGCAGAAGACUCCAUGAAGCCUGUAGAGUAGAAGAUGCCAUCAAGUGUAUCUAAAAGGAGCAGGGGUGAAAUAAGCCAAUACAUCUGACCACAGCCAGGACAUCUCAUUGCUUUUGGUCUUGCUAUAUGUGGAUGUCUAGUUCUUGAAGACAACUUGGGAGUAGGGCUCUUCUAAUCUUUGCCCCAAUAAUACUUCGUGAAGUAUUAUUCACAGAGGGUGAGCUUCACUGGAGCAGGAGAGUGUGAAGUCUGGUGGAUUGCUGUGCUUGAUACUAAUUACUAGUGGCCGUGAGAAGUUUUUAAGAGUCGGACUGGUCUGAAAGGUGUCAAAAGGCAACAAUCAAAGGCCAGGAUUAGCACUUGCCUCUCCUACCACUCAAUCCCCGUCUCCUAGAGUGACCUUCCCACCCAACGCUGCAGAGAUGGAUCAACUGUUGGUAGUGAAAAUCAGCUGCCUGGCAGGCCUGCUGGUGAUCACGCUCAUUUGUGGCCUCAUCCCAGCCCAGGUUAAAUGGUUCCAGAUCAACAUGGCCAGAGGGAAGCAUCGGCGCAUCCUCGGUUUCAUAGGCUGCUUUGCCGCUGGGGUGUUCCUUGGGGCAUGCAUUAUGCACAUGGUGGCCGACGCACUGGGGGACAUCCAAGAGGAAAUAAAAAAGCACCGGCAACAGGGAGUUUCUAUGCAUAAGCAGAACAGCACCUCUGAAGUUGAUGAUGAUUCAGAGAUGUACCCGUUCGGGGAGCUCGUAAUCUCAUUUGGCUUCUUCCUGGUGUUCUUCAUUGAGUGUGUGGUGCUCCACUGUUGCCCCACGGCUGUGCAUUCCCAUGGCGACCAUGAUGCCCAUGAGGAUAACAAAGACCCACCGGAAUCCCACAGUUCUUUCCGGGCAUUUGUCCUCUUCCUCUCGCUCUCUUUCCACUCGGUCUUUGAGGGCCUCGCCAUCGGCGUCCAGAAAGAGAAAACAUCUGCCAUUCAGCUUUGCUUGGCGGUCCUCAUCCACAAGGCCAUUGUGGUCUUCAGCUUGGCCUUGAAGUUGGUGCAGAGUGGCACCCAGGGCCGAUGGAGGUUGCUAUACUUGGUGGUGUUUGCCCUGAUGUCUCCCAUUGGCAUCAGUGUGGGCAUUGGCGUCUCUCUUUCCAACAGUGACGGGAGUGGCCUAGCUCAGGCUCUUCUGGAAGGGGUGGCAGCGGGAACCUUUCUUUAUGUCACCUUUCUGGAGAUCCUUCCCUAUGAGCUGCGUUCACAUGAAAGCCCCCUCACCAAGUUCUUCUUCAUUGGACUGGGCUUCUCUGUCAUGGCUCUCAUCGCCAUUUGGGCAUGAAAGAGUGGGCGUUCUAGGGUCUCCAUGGAAACCCAUCACAACAGCACUUUUAUAUUCCUCCAUUUCCAGAACUACCUCUAAACAGCUGCCAUUCCACUGGCUGACUCUAGAGGGAGUGGUGACACUACAAGGCCUUUUCUGUUGGCUUGGCUGGGACCCAACUGCUAUUUGAUCUUGGUCAUACAUUUACUGUACAGGUGGGCCCCACUUAUAUGGCAGGUUCCGCUCCGGACCACUGCUGAAAAGUGGAAAUCGCCGGAAAGCGGAACCCAUUGAAGAUAAUGGUGCACAUUGUGAGAAAAUGACGCGAGAAUGGCGCACGAUGAGAAAAAAUUGCCGUAAAAGUGGAACAAGCACCUUAAAGCGGGGACUUUCCCUAACUGAAAGUCGCCGCAUUGGCGGAAUGCCGAAAAGCGAAGCGCCCUAAAGUGGGGCCCGCCUGUAGUCCACUAUCUUUCCACUUUAAACAGUCUCUGGGAAGAAGGACGGACUGUUAAACCACUUUGGCAGUUGUAGCUCUGUGAGGGUGAAUAGAGGUCUUCUAACCACUCUUAGCACCCUUAACAAGCUACAGUUCCCAGGAUUCUUUGGAGGAAGCCAGGACUGUUUAAAGGAGAAUAAUAGUGGAAUAAAUGUAUGGUGUAAAUGUGGCCCUAGACUCCUCUCUUCCCAGAACUUCCUCUUAUCAACUGCCAGUCCACCUGGCUGCCUUGAGACAGUGUGGUGCCAUAGCAAGGCCUGCUCUGUUGGCCAUUUAGUUCCUCUUUUCAUAGAACUGUCUCCUGGUAGUAGCCAUGGUACCUGCAUUUGCAUAAUGUUUGUCUUCCUGUUUAUUAAAUUAUAAGCCAUUCUUUUAAACUGUGAACCACUUUCAGUGCAUGGGCAGAAAGGUGCUAUAUAAAUAUAAGUAAAUGAAAAUAACCAGCAAUCCAUGUAAAGAAAAAUGCAAGAGGAACACCAAAGAGACCAAGUAAUAGAGUGUGAGAGACAGCAACAUCAUUUUAACUUGGCACCUUGAUCUAUUGGAAGUCCAUCAUUAUCAGCAGAAUUCAUCAGCAGUCGUAUCUAUAAACAGAACCAAUAAACCUACAUAAGGAAUAUACAAUCUACACGAAAGACUAGAUGGAAAAUAUGGAGGGGUUUCCUGCAAGGAACUCUGGAUCCAGUAGGAUACUGACAAAAGAGAGAAUGGGACUUUUUUUUAAAAAAAAGGCUGCUUGUAGGUUUUGAGAAUGUGGAUGAAAAUAUACAGUUAAAGAUUUGUAUUACAUUUUUGUCUGUCUUAGGGCAAGGUGGGUGAGGGAGGGAUGUUCCUGUUAUAUGUCAGGGUGUUCCCAUGUGUGUGUGUGUGUGUGUGUGUGUGUGAGAGAGAGAGAGAGAGAGAGAGAUCGGUGGAGUGUUUUCACAUGAGUGUGAUAUCAGGUUGUCAUGCUGCAAUGUGAAGGUGCACAGAGCCAAGUUGGCAUGACCACAGGAGACAGUUUGGGAACACCUGUGCUAGGACUAUGAUCCAGAGGGUCUAUUUUUCUGUUACAAUUCUUGUCAGUGCUAUACUUUGUGGUGAGGGUACUGUUGAUGUUCUAGAACAAGGGUGGGGGCCCUUUUCUGCCAGUGGGCCAGAUCCAGAGUUCCACCACUUCCAGCAAGCUACUUUUAGAGGUGGUUGGGACCAUCUACCUGCCAAUCAUCUGAUGUCACUAUGACAUCAGGUGGCUCAUUGAGCUCAAGUCAUACAGCAAAGGAAGAUCCCAACUUCAAGUCACUGCUGGUCAGCUAAUCAGUGCUGAUUUCAAGCCCUGAUUUUAGCAGGGUUUGGCUUUCCUGAGUGGAACCAGUCCCGGAGGGGGGGUAUAUUUGGUGUCAAAUUUAGAAGGUGCCAUAUUGAAAAACCCUAUUUGCCAAGGUAUAAUUGGGUGAACAUUUUAAGACUCUAGAGCUGUGGUUCUUAACCUGACACUUUUUCUAGGGGUGCAAGGCCCAACCAAAGAUUUUGGAAAACUGUCAUUUAUCUUAGCUAAGUUAGGCUAAAACACACAUUAAAAUAAAAUAAAAUAAAUGAAUGGUAUUUUUUCAGGGGGUGCGAAAGCAUAUUUUGGAAAUCUAAGGGGUGCUGGCAGUGGAAAAGGUUAAGAACCACUGCUCUAGAGUGUUCCUUUGCAGCUAUGUGUUUACUUGUCUCACAUCUGGUGCCAUGUAUGAUACCAGGUGAGGUCUAGGUGGGCAUGACUUGGGGGAAGCAGCUCCACAGGCCCAAACUGGUAAUCCAUCUGGGCCCAAUUAGACCCACAGGGAACUCUGAUUCUUUUUUUUAAUCAUUUGUCUUUAUCCAUCAAUAUAAAUGCCAUUUUUCAGAGCAGAGCAUCUGGACUAGAGCUUUCUUUGCAUUGCUUUUCUUAAAAUGUUUGUAUUGAUUUUCAAACAAAGUAACAGCAAAUUCCCUGACCCCCCAUUCCCUUCCCCCCUCCCUUCCCCCUUCUCCUCCCAGAUAUAUAUAUAACAAACCAUAAUAAGGCUAUUCAAAGGUACAUGCAAAACACAAAUCAUAAUAACUCUCUCACCCCAAAACAUCUUUCCACAGAUGAGAAUGAGUUGUAGGGGGAUGGAAAGUAUGAGCUUGAGAGUUUACAUGCGCAAUAAAUUUGUACCAUACUUUGAUAAAGUUGUCCUCGUCUUCGCUGCCAUGUAAGGCUCUCAUUUUUUCAUUAAAUGCCUGAUCUCUGUGGAGCAUUUUUUCAUUAAAUGUCUGAUCUCUGUGGAUCUGUUGGCAGAGGAACAUCGCCAACUGAUUGGCCAGGACGCUAGUAAAGAGUUUGGCAUCUUGGCCUAUUAGUGAUAUCGGCCUACAGGAAUCGGUCAAUUCUGCAUCCUCUCCUGGCUUUAAGAGUACUAUUAUUCUGGAUUCCUGCCAUGAUUGGGUGACUGGGCCACCAGCAAGGAUUAGGCUGAACAGGCCUGAGUUUAUUUAUGAAAAAAUGCUUGUAAGCCCAUCUUAUGCCAGGAACUUUGUGUGGUGUUUUACUUUUUAAUUGCUUUGUUCAGUUCUUCAGGGUUAAUAGGACUCUAAAAAUUCUCACUGGUCCUCUGACAGUUCCUUUUAUCUUGGAAUUGAAGUCAAGUCACUUCUGGUGCAUCUCCUGGAGUAUGUCCACGGGUGUUCUCUUCUUAACACCCCCUCCAUACACAUUUCCUUUUUAUUGGGUUGGCCAACCCAUUAACAUUCCGAGAGCAAAAAGUAAUACUCAUUGCGGUAGUUUGUGAGAGCUUGAGAAUUAAAAAUGUAAAUGUACUGCCUUCAGGUCGAUUCCGACAUGGCAACCCUAUGAAUAGGGUUUUCGUGAGGCUGAGAGGCAGUGACCGGCCCAAGGUCACCCAGUGAGCUUCAUGGCUAUGUGGGGAUUCAAACCCUGGUCUUCCAGGUUGUAGUCCAACACCUUCACCACUACACCACACUGGCUCUCUUGCAUGAGAAUUACCUUACUCUUAUAAUUGCAUGUUUGUAAAUCAUAUAGGAUUUUUUGAAAAAGAGCUCUGCAUAGUCAUUUUAAGUCCUCCUUACCUCCCCCAGAAAGCCAAUUAUUCUGUAAUCCCCUCCCCCCCAAAUAAACAACCAAACCCAGAAGAACUAAUCUAAUAAUAGUAUAAUAAUAGUAAUAAUAGUAUUUUUCACCUGCACGUCACCACUGGGUGGGUAUCUCCAUAGUUCCCAUAUCUGGGGAAAAAAUAUACAGGGGAGUGUUACAAACCCACCGUAUAUAUACCCUCAACCCUCAAAUGCUAUAGCAGACCUGUACAAGUGAACAUAUAAGUAAGGAACCAGCGUAGUUAGACAAAAAUGGUGCAAUGUCUUGUAGUCAGUCUUGCUUGAAUCAAAAAUAAGCAAGAAGUAAUGUAGAAAAAAACCAGGCCAUAUUGCAGCCAUGGCUGCAGUCUUCAGCGCAGAUUUGGGCUCUCAAAUCUGAGUGGGUGUUUUGGUUUUCUUGUUCUUUUGUUCUCAAUUGCGUCAAUUGCGUCUCAUCCGAAGGCUGCAACCCUAUCUUCCUGUCCACCAGCUCCCACUCGUAGUACAUGCUCUGGUCACCUCUCGUUUAGACUACUGCAAUGCGCUCUACGUGGGGUUACCCUUGAAAACAGUCCGGAAAUUACAACUGGUACAAAACACGGCGGCUCGUUUACUUACGAAUAGCCGCCGUUAUGAUCAUAUUACCCCAGUGUUAUACAAUCUCCACUGGCUUCCAGUUAUUUUCCGGGCUCAAUUCAAGGUGUUGGUAUUAACCUUUAAAUCCCUAUACGGUUUCGGCCCAGUAUACCUGAAGGAGCGCCUCCACCGUCAUAAAGUGUGCCGCCCUACAAGAUCUGCCACUCAGGGCCUUCUCUCGGUUCCACCGACUAAAGUGGCUAGGUUGGUGAGGACUCGAGAGAGGGCUUUUUCUGUGGCAGCCCCCACGCUUUGGAACUCCCUCCCAAUGGAUCUUCGACAUGCCCCUUCCCUAGAUAUAUUUCGCCGGGGCCUGAAAACUUGGCUUUUCCAUCAGGCCUUUACGACCUUUGAGACUUCCAAGGUGAACUAGUCCUAGAACUGUAAUAUGAACAAUCUACUAAAUACUGUAAUUUUUGCAUUGUACUGUACUGGCUAUAUUGUUUAUUGUAUUUUAUCAUGUUUUAUUGUACGCCGCCUAGAAUGGCCACUGGCUAGAUAGGCGGCCUAUAAAUUAAAGUUUAUUAUUAUUAUUA
Rhineura floridana is the source of this 6305-nucleotide messenger RNA. RefSeq names its product solute carrier family 39 member 2 (gene SLC39A2). Gene Ontology annotation, biological process: zinc ion transmembrane transport. The record is from RefSeq and is a predicted model, not a curated record. Lineage: Eukaryota; Metazoa; Chordata; Lepidosauria; Squamata; Rhineuridae. Gene Ontology annotation, cellular component: plasma membrane. Gene Ontology annotation, molecular function: zinc ion transmembrane transporter activity. The transcript is spliced from 4 exons. Bases 678 to 1574 code for a protein of 298 amino acids.